UACUACACUGUGAGUCUCUGGAAAGCUGGGACUGGAGUUAUCCAUUCUACCUUUAAUAUUGUUGCAUGUAAUAGGGCAACAUUUAUUGUAGGAGAGUUUGCAGAAUUCUACAUUGACUCUUGGCUGAGCUCUGUUGGUGCACCUUCUCCUUUGUGUCAUUUUCUUGGCUCUCUGCAUCUGGUAUUUUUCAAGUACUUUCCACCUUUGCUAUGUAUGGAUAAUUUUGCUUCUGACACUUCUGUUACCAGGAGGCAAACCUAAGAGUUUUUGUGUUGCGUAGAGAUUGUUGGAACACAAUUUUUAUCAGGAUGCUGACCAGAGAAAAUUAACAUUGUUCAUCAUGGAAUUUUAGCUACUUGGAAGUGAGUUUAAUCACUUUGCUGAUGUGGUAGAACUCACUCCACUGGCAUACAGCUUUUGGAGUCCUGCCAUAUCAGGAAUUAUAAUUGGCCUUCUGCUUAUAUGAAAGCAGUUUUGUAACGUUAAAAGUGCUACAUAACUACGAGGCAGGGUACUAUUACUGUCUUGAUCAGACAGUAAAUCUGGGAUAGUUCUCUUUCCUAAAGAAUAGUGUCUUCGCUAUAAAGCAAAGUGAGUGGUGAGGACCACAGUGUGCCACACGCUUGUUUAACUCUAAGUCCCUGUGCACAAAGGCCUGGUCAACUUUCAAUAAAUGUUGUUGGCUGUAACUAAAAUAAUUAUUUAUUCUUUGGUAACGUCAUUUUAAGAUAUCAUAAUACAAACAUUUUGCAGAUUUUAUGUUCAAUUCGUCAGAAAGAGAUUUGCUUCUCUUUUUUGGCCUUGCCAGUCAGCUGUUGCCAGUACUAAUGCAUGCAUUAUCAUCAGUAUAUAAUUUAAAAGAAAUUGACUAUUUAUUGAUUGUCUUAUAACUUUCCUUUUCUUGAACCCUCAGUGUGGACUGACCUUUGCUUUCUCUGUGUAUAUACUAUCACUGUAAAAUAUCAAGAUUUUUUUCAUAGCUAUGCAGAACUCUAAUUUGUGUGAAAUUGUCUAACCCCACAGCUUGUGAAAUUGAAUAAAAAUUAUCCUUACAAAUUAGUGGUGAGAAGAACUUGACUUGACCAAAAACACACACGAUAUAGAUUAGGAAAUCCUGACUCAGCACUGGUAGAGCAGAAAAUAGGUUAUUAUAACAAGCCAUAAACUAAAUGUGAGUUAGAAACCUAUCAUUAUUUAUAGUUCAUUUGGUCCCUAAUAGUGGCAGUUUGUUCUGUUUGACAGUUGUGGGACCUAGGGGCAAGUUGCUUAAUCUCCCUGAGCCUUAAUUAAUUCAUUUAUAAAGUGGAAAUAUGAGUUGGUGCUUAUUCAGGUUGGAAUUGCGAAGAUCAAAUAUGAUCAAGUAUGUGAAAUCACUGAAAUAUCAAUACCAGUCUCCUCAACCCAAGAUCAUACUGGAAGGAGAAUGGGAAAACUGCAGCCACACAAAGAGCACCCGCAUGCCACCCUGCCCCGAUCUCAAACAUGGGAUGUCCCAGGCUUCCAGGGUCCCAGCCAUCCCUUCCACUGCAGGAUCCGCGGAUGUCAGAAAUGGUCGCACCAGAGGUCAGGCAGUACAGCUUAUGUGCUUUCCAGAAAACAACUUUUAAUGACUGUGGAAAUAGAAAUGAAAGAACUUACAUGGCAUUAGACCUGAUAUAGUGGUCGGGCAUAAAGCAAGGCACCUAGAGUCUAAAGGAAGAUUCAUAGAGGGCAUCGUCCUGUGUACAGUCCCAGAGAUGGGACAUGGAUUGCUCAGUUAUCAUUAAUACAUGCAAAGAUUUCUAAACUCACAAGAAAUUGCAGAGUCUUCGUGGGAAUUACAAAAGCUGGACAGUAUUUUGCAUUCAGUAGGUAUUCAGACAUUGUGAUGAAAGUGAUUUGCACCAGCAACUGUGCUCUUUACGGUGAUUUAUACAUUUGAAAAAGAUAGUAGCAAAUUAGAAUAUGGUGCAGAGGACAAAUUAUUAAAGGCCCACAAGUAAAGUAAUAAGCUCAAUAAUAAGAAAAAACAAAAUGAGAGUUGAGAUCAGUACAUUUUUUAUAUCUUUUUGAACAGAUGCCUGCAUAUGAGAUGGCUAUCACAUGUUUUCUGUCAAUACAACAACUAAACAAGGUAAUCUAAGUUGAAAAAUGUUAAAUUAGACAUGACUUUCUUCCUGAGAGAUCUCACCUUGUUCCUGGGACUUCAACUACAUGAAAAUUGCGUGUGUUGGUCUCUUUGAUCAGACUGCUGGAAGCUCCUGCAGAGUAAGGCCUGUGGGGUAGCUUAUGAAACCUCUCUACCCAGCCCAGUGUUAAGCACUCAGAAGAUGCAGUGUGUGUAUAUUUUUAAUGCUAAAUUAAAUCAGCAGUUCUGAAAAGCAGUCUUUCCUAAAGCUAUGUCCUCAUUUAUAUUUAACACAUUUCUAUUCAUCUUUUUACCGGUUAACUAGACUCAAACAUUGGAAACCUUUUUUGAUUCCUUCCUUCUUGCCAUAACUAUUCCCUAUCCCCACAUCUGAUUAGUUACCAAUUCAUGUGGAUUCUUCCUUCACCACCUCUUUGUGUAUGCAUCUUCUUCUGAGAUUUCUACUCCCAUCACACUGGCUGAGAUCCCUAGUUCAUGGUCAGCUAACCUUCUCAGAGCUUUGCCAAUCUUUGGGUUUUCAUUCAUAAUUUUAGCCUGUAUUUUUAAGUUAGGUCACUUGUCCCAAAACACUACUUUCACUUCUGCUGCCCAGAAACCUUCAGCACUUCUCUCUCAAGUUCUUGCAAGUUCUCUACUGUUUGCCCAUAUUCAGUUUGUAGAUGUAGCUUUCACUAUAUUCCUGUGUGAUUUCUAUAUUUUAAGCAAUGGUUGGCUUUGUGUUUCCUUGGACAUGCCAUUGUAUCCUUUCUUCUGCUCUGAGUUUAUUUCUAGUACUUACUGGAACUCUCUCUCUUCCUAGUCUCACCUCUCAAAAUCCCAAGGUUCAGCAUUAUCUCCAAGUAUUUCUGUAGGCUUUCUCACCCCUUCCUACGAUGUUCUUAUGCUGUGCAAACACCUUAGCAUAUGGUGCGAACCAGAAAGUUGAUUGUUGAAAGGGGGGUGUUUAAAAACAAGACAUCUGACAAGCCAUUGUUAAAAGUAACUCUAGCUUCAUGCUGGCAGCUUAUCUGAGUCCUCAUAAGGUUUCAUGGUGUGUUUAACAUCUGCAGAAGUUUAGGAGAGGCAGCACUCAUAGAGACUCUUGUAUCUACCCAUUAGCGAAAUUAUUUUUAGGCAUGGUUUGCACUUAGAGCAUCUUUCAUUUUACAUGGAGUGCAUUUCUUUAUGAAAUUUUGCAUUUUAACAAGUAUUCUCAGAUACACUCGUUUUUGACAUUCAAUCUUGGAUUCGUACCUACUUUAGGGUAUGAAACCAACAAUUCCUUACCAAUUUUAAUUAUCUUACAAGCACUUUCAGUGUUUCUGGGUACACAAAGCACAUUUAUUAUUGACUUUUCACCCAAGUUGCUUUUAUAGAGAAAGCUCGAAGAGCCAUAGGUGUUUUUACUUAAUAAAUUGCCAAAUAACUAGUAAUAGAUAAUUACUAACUGAAAAAACUAGAUAGACUAUGCGUCUAAGAUAACCAAACUGGGAGCAAUUUGUCCAAAUAGAAAUGCUGUUUUACCCCCUGAAAGUUUAUUCUUAUGUGGUAUUUUGUUUUGCAAACAGACAAAAGGACCAGCAGAGCUCAGGAAGGUUUUGUGUUGCACCCAAGGUUAGGGGCAAGAAUUUGAAAGGGAUCAGUGAAUCAGAUGUAAUAUGGGCUCUGUUUGAGCCACCCAAUCUCUGUUUUGCUGACGGUCAGUAUUCCAGUUAUAAAAAGCUGCCUAGGCAUUUCCGUCAGCUCAAAAGAACUUUAUCCCUGCUUUCAUUCUGACAUACCUAUUAUGACUUUGUUCACUAAGCAGAAAGAAUUAUGGGAAAUGGAAACUCCAUGGCAUGUUUUUAUUAAGGAGCUAUGUGUGUAUCUUCCCUGAGAAAUUAAAGAACCAAGCAGAAUUGUAUGUUUUCCUUUCAGUGAAGUUUAGCAACUGCAAUGGAAAAAGAAAAGUCCAGUAUGAAAGCAGCGAGCCAGCAGAUUUUAAGGUGGAUGAAGACGGUAUGGUGUAUGCCGUGAGAAGCUUUCCCCUCUCUUCUGAGCAUUCCAAGUUCCUCAUAUACGCCCAAGACAAAGAGACCCAGGAAAAGUGGCAAGUGGCUGUAAAAUUGAGCCUCAAGCCAACCUUAACAGAGGAAUCAGUGAAGGAAUCACCGGAAGUUGAAGAAAUAGUAUUUCCCAGGCAAGUGGCUAAGCACAAUGGCUAUCUACAGAGACAGAAGAGAGACUGGGUCAUCCCUCCAAUCAACUUGCCAGAAAACUCCAGAGGCCCUUUCCCUCAAGAGCUCGUCAGGAUCAGGUCUGAUAGAGAUAAAAACCUUUCACUGCGGUACAGCGUGACUGGGCCAGGAGCUGACCAGCCUCCAACUGGUAUCUUCAUUAUCAACCCCAUCUCAGGUCAGCUGUCCGUGACAAAGCCCCUGGACCGCGAGCUGAUAGCUCGGUUUCAUUUGAGGGCACAUGCAGUAGAUAUUAAUGGAAAUCAAGUGGAGAACCCCAUUGACAUUGUCAUCAAUGUUAUUGAUAUGAAUGACAACAGACCUGAGUUCCUACACCAGGUUUGGAAUGGCACAGUUCCUGAGGGAUCAAAGCCUGGAACAUAUGUGAUGACCGUAACUGCUAUUGACGCUGACGAUCCAAAUGCCCUCAAUGGGAUGUUGAGGUACAGAAUUCUGUCUCAGGCUCCAAGCACCCCUUCACCCAACAUGUUUACAAUCAACAAUGAGACGGGGGAUAUUAUCACAGUGGCAGCUGGACUUGAUCGAGAAAAAGUGCAACAGUAUACGUUAAUAAUUCAAGCUACGGACAUGGAAGGCAAUCCCACAUACGGCCUUUCUAACACAGCCACGGCCGUCAUCACGGUGACAGAUGUCAAUGACAAUCCCCCAGAGUUUACUGCCAUGACAUUUUAUGGUGAAGUCCCCGAGAACAGGGUAGAUGUCAUAGUAGCUAAUCUAACUGUGACAGACAAGGACCAGCCCCACACGCCAGCCUGGAACGCAGAGUACAGGAUCAGCGGUGGAGAUCCCACAGGGCGGUUCGCCAUUCAGACCGACCCAAACAGCAAUGAUGGGCUCGUCACCGUGGUAAAACCAAUUGACUUUGAAGCAAAUAGGAUGUUUGUCCUUACUGUUGCUGCAGAAAAUCAAGUGCCAUUAGCCAAGGGAAUUCAGCACCCACCUCAGUCAACCGCAACUGUGUCUGUUACAGUUAUUGAUGUGAAUGAAAACCCUUAUUUUACCCCAAACCCUAAGAUCAUUCGCCAAGAAGAAGGCCUUCACGCCGGUACCAUGUUGACAACCUUUACUGCUCAGGACCCAGAUCGAUAUAUGCAGCAAAACAUUAGAUACACAAAAUUAUCUGAUCCUGCCAAUUGGCUAAAAAUAGAUCCUGUGAAUGGCCACAUAACUACAAUUGCUGUUUUGGACAGAGAAUCGCCAAAUGUGAAAAACAAUAUAUAUAAUGCCACUUUCCUUGCUUCUGAUAAUGGAAUUCCUCCUAUGAGUGGAACAGGAACGCUGCAGAUCUAUUUACUCGAUAUUAAUGACAAUGCCCCUCAAGUGUUACCUCAAGAGGCAGAGACUUGUGAAACUCCAGACCCCAAUUCCAUUAACAUUACGGCACUUGAUUAUGACAUUGAUCCAAACGCUGGACCAUUUGCUUUUGAUCUUCCUUUAUCUCCAGUGACUAUUAAGAGAAAUUGGACCAUCACUCGGCUUAAUGGUGAUUUUGCUCAGCUUAAUCUAAAGAUAAAAUUUCUUGAAGCUGGUAUCUAUGAAGUCCCCAUCAUAAUCACAGAUUCGGGUAAUCCUCCCAAAUCAAAUAUUUCCGUUCUGCGCGUGAAGGUUUGCCAGUGUGACUCCAACGGGGACUGCACGGAUGUGGACAGGAUCGUGGGUGCCGGGCUUGGCACGGGGGCCAUCAUCGCCAUCCUGCUCUGCAUCAUCAUCCUGCUCAUCCUCGUUCUGAUGUUUGUGGUGUGGAUGAAACGCCGGGAUAAAGAACGCCAGGCCAAGCAACUUUUAAUUGAUCCAGAAGAUGAUGUAAGAGAUAAUAUUUUAAAAUAUGAUGAAGAAGGUGGAGGAGAAGAAGACCAGGACUAUGACUUGAGCCAACUCCAGCAGCCCGAUACCGUGGAGCCUGAUGCCAUUAAGCCUGUAGGAAUCCGACGACUGGAUGAGAGACCCAUCCACGCCGAGCCCCAGUAUCCGGUCAGAUCCGCAGCCCCACACCCUGGGGACAUUGGGGACUUCAUUAAUGAGGGCCUUAAAGCUGCUGACAAUGAUCCUACAGCUCCGCCAUAUGACUCCCUCUUAGUCUUUGACUAUGAAGGCAGUGGCUCCACUGCUGGGUCCUUAAGCUCCCUUAAUUCCUCAAGUAGUGGUGGCGAGCAGGACUAUGAUUACCUGAACGACUGGGGACCGCGGUUCAAGAAACUCGCUGACAUGUAUGGUGGAGGUGAUGACUGAACUUCAGGGUGAACUUGGUUUUUGGACAAGUACAAACAAUAUCAACUGAUAUUCCCAAAAAGCAAACAGAAGCUAGGCUUUAACUUUGUAGUCUGCUAGCACAGUGCUUGCUGGAGGCUUUGGCAUAGGCUGCAAACCAAUUUGGGCUCAGAGGGAAUAUCAGUGAUCCAAUACUGUUUGGAAAAACACUGAGCUCAGUUACACUUGAAUUUUACAGUACAGAAGCACUGGGAUUUUAUGUGCCUUUUUGUACCUUUUUCAGAUUGGAAUUAGUUUUAUGUUUAAGGCUUUAAUGGUACUGAUUUCUGAAACGAUAAGUAAAAGACAAAAUAUUUUGUGGUGGGAGCAGUAAGUUAAACCAUGAUAUGCUUCAACAUGCUUUUGUUACAUUGCAUUUGCUUUUAUUAAAAUAUGGAAUUAAACAAACAAACAAAAAAAAACUCAUGGAGCAAUUUUAUUAUCUUGAGGGAUGAGACCAUGAGAUUGGAAAAUGUACAUUACUUCUAGUUUUAGACUUUAGUUUUGUUUUUCUUUUUUUUUUUCACUAAAAUCUUAAAACUUACGCAGCUGGUUGCAAAUAAAGGGAGUUUUCAUAUCACCAAUUUGUAGCAAAAUUGAAUUUUUUCAUAAACUAGAAUGUUAGACACAUUUUGGUCUUAAUCCAUGUACACUUUUUUAUUUCUGUAUUUUUUCCACUUCACUGUAAAAAUGGUAUGUGUACAUAAUGUUUUAUUGGCAUAGUCUAUGGAGAAGUGCAGAAACUUCAGAACAUGUGUAUGUAUUAUUUGGACUAUGGAUUCAGGUUUUUUGCAUGUUUAUAUCUUUCGUUAUGGAUAAAGUAUUUACAAAAAAGUGACAUUUGAUUCAAUUGUUGAGCUGUAGUUAGAAUACUCAAUUUUUAAUUUUUUAAUUUUUUUAUUUUUUAUUUUCUUUUUUGUUUGGGGAGGGAGAAAAGUUCUUAGCACAAAUGUUUUACAUAAUUUGUACCAAAAAAAAAAAAAAAAGGAAAGAAAAGAAAGGGGUGGCCUGACACUGAUGGCACUACUAAGUGUGUGUUUUUAAAAAAAAAAUAAAAAAAAAAAAGCUUUUAAACUGGAGAGACUUCUGACAACAGCUUUGCCUCUGUAUUGUGUACCAGAAUAUAAAUGAUACACCUCUGACCCCAGCGUUCUGAAUAAAAUGCUAAUUUUGGAUCUGG
Microcebus murinus (gray mouse lemur) is the source of this 7771-nucleotide messenger RNA. RefSeq names its product cadherin 2 (gene CDH2). The record is from RefSeq and is a predicted model, not a curated record. Gene Ontology annotation, biological process: synapse assembly; cell-cell junction assembly; cell migration. Gene Ontology annotation, molecular function: beta-catenin binding; cadherin binding; calcium ion binding. Gene Ontology annotation, cellular component: presynaptic active zone membrane; postsynaptic specialization membrane; catenin complex. Lineage: Eukaryota; Metazoa; Chordata; Mammalia; Primates; Cheirogaleidae.